Colius striatus (speckled mousebird) is the source of this 5411-nucleotide messenger RNA. RefSeq names its product cytochrome b-245 chaperone 1. The record is from RefSeq and is a predicted model, not a curated record. Lineage: Eukaryota; Metazoa; Chordata; Aves; Coliiformes; Coliidae. The coding region runs from base 799 to 1371 and encodes 190 amino acids. The transcript has 9 exons.
UGCUGGGCGGGAGCUGGCGGCGGCGGGGGGAAGCAGCGCUGGCGCCGUCGCCUCGGGCCGGGCUGAGGGCGCCGGCCGGGUCUGUCCAGGGGAAGGAGUGUCGGGGAGACCCGUGGUGUGGGCCCGGAGCCCUUGUGCAGAGCCGCGCUGCCGCUCGGGGAGAUGCCGGCGGCCUCUCCGGAGCCGGGCCCGCCGCGCUGGGCUGGCAGCCCUCGGGGAGCUGUCGGCGUCCUCUCCGGAGCCGGGCCCGCCGCGCUGGGCUGGCAGCCCUCGGGGAGCUGUCGGCGGCCUCUCCGGAGCCGGGCCCGCCGCGCUGGGCUGGCAGCCCUCGGGGAGCUGUCGGCGGCCUCUCCGGAGCCGGGCCCGCCGCGCUGGGCUGGCAGCGCUCGGGGAGCUGUCGGCGGCCUCUCCGGAGCCGGGCCCGCCGCGCUGGGCUGGCAGCCCUCGGGGAGCUGUCGGCGGCCUCUCCGGAGCCGGGCCCGCCGCGCUGGGCUGGCAGCCCUCGGGGAGCUGUCGGCGGCCUCUCCGGAGCCGGGCCCGCCGCGCUGGGCUGGCAGCCCUCGGGGAGCUGUCGGCGGCCUCUCCGGAGCCGGGCCCGCGCUCGGAAGCGCGCCGGAGGAGCGGGCGGCGGCGCGGGGCAGGAGCGGCGGCCUGGCGGGUCCCGGAUAAAGGUCUCGUUUUACCCGCAGGUGGGGGAAGAAGAACAGAGGUUCCUCUUAGUUUUGCAUCACGCUACAGUUCCGAUCCCUAACGACCAGUGAGCUUUCACGAGUGGGCUGUUGGGAGUUUCUUCUGAAGAUGUACAUGUUGGUUGAAAAUCGCACAAGUUCCCAUCUUCACCUGAAGAGGUCACCUGGCAUCCGAUCUUGGUCUCUCUUUGUUGGAGUAGCCUCCAUAGGUUUGGCUGCUGCUUAUUACAGUGCAGACAGCUUGUUAUGGAAGCUCUUCUAUAUGGCUGGGUGCUUCUUUGUGGCAGCACAGAACCUGGAGCAGUGGGAGGAAGCUGUAUUUGAUAAGAAAAAGGGAACAGUCUGCCUAAAAACAUUCAAUCUUUACAAGAAAAUACUGACCUUCUCAAAAGGAGGCAACGAGCAAGUUGUGGCCAUACUGAAUGAGAUCCGUGAUGUGAACGUGGAAGAGGAGACGGUGCGAUACUUUGGGAAGGGUUACCUGGUUGUGCUACGGUUUGUCACUGGAUUUUCACACCCACUGACUCAGAGUGCAGUCUUGGGCUGCAGAAGUGAUGUAGAAGCAGUUGCCAAACUCGUUACUAGUUUUCUGGAACUGAACAGAUUAGAGAGCCAAGAAGAUCUCUCUGAGAGCAGUGAAACAGAGGCCAGUGAUGCAGAUGAGCCACAGCAUAAAUAUUAAUAGCCACCAUGAGCUGAAGAAAAUACUGGCUUUAAGACAUCUGGGAAAUACUGUUCUUCAGAACAAGAAAUCUCUCACAGUUUUGAUCUGGGCAUUUCUCUACAUGUGCAUUUACAAUGGGAGCAAUCUGUCAUAUGGCACGGUCUUUAGUGCUAAACUGCCUCCAGAUCCACAUACAACAGUGCUGUUGUAGGGUCCAAAGCAAAUUCUGUUCUACUUCCUGCCUGUGGACCCUGCUGGCUUUUGAACUUUGCAUUUACUCCUUUCCCACUAAUGAGGUGGAUACACAGAUGUAAACUUCUGCUUAUUGCAAACACCUGCUGGAGGUCCAGUAUAUGAAAUGCAGAAGAGAUGACUCGUAACACAAUGCUUAGAGGUUUUUCCUAUUGUUAUAAAUGACUCAGUGUAUUGCUAAAUUGGUUUUAGGCAGCUUAAUAUAUGCAAUUAGGUGAUGCAGAGUAGUGGCAUCACCUUGUAUUCUCUACUACUGACUUCUGUUAGACACCAGUGGAAAAUGAAGUUUGAGUGACUGUCUUGGAAUAAGAAACACCAGGAUGAUCAACUUGUUACUUGACACACUUCACUUGGAUUUGCUAAGGAGCCAUAUAUAGCAAACAAAAAAUGAUCAUGGUGACGAUUUAACAUCUUUGGGAUGUUCUAGCUUAAUCCUGUUCUGCUUAACUGCUGGGCAUAGACUGCCCCAAAGACAGAGUAACUUUCUCUUAGAUCUCAAUGUUUACUAUUUUAACUGUAUUUAGCAAGGAAGAAAAGCAUAUCUGUUACCUGUAAGUAGUGAACAGAGUGUCAAAUGACAUGGUAGCCUAGGUUUGGUUAGUAUUUCCUCACUUGAAAUGAUACUGAAGUAGUAAAUAGUAACUUAUUUUGUUAAGAUAGCUGGGAUAGAUCCAUUUGCCUCACACCCAUCUUCUGCUCCAUGUGUCUCGUGUCCUCUGUUCUGACCAAUGACUUCACAAAGAGUUAAAACAUGAAUUUUCCAAGACAUUUUCUGAAGUUAAAGCUACCUCUGUUACUCACUGGGUCCUGUCUAGAACUAAAACUUCAUCAUACCUAGAUUGAUGUGGCAGUACAAGAAAAAAGCUGUAAAGAGCUGAAAGUUCCUUCAAUGUGCUAAAGCUGCCUGCAGCAAAGCUCACUGGGUUUUGUUUAGGAAUUGCAUUGUCUUAAGACCCAAAUUACAGCUACUUAAGAGAUCUGGGUGGGGAACCAGGCCACUGUGUGGUCUGCUUUCACAUUUGGCCAGCAGAAAAUGUCUUUUGGCAGUGGUUUCUUCAGGAUUUAAAAAGAACCUGUGUCCUUGGUUUGAAGCACUCCACAGUGCUUUUCACUGUGAGGGUGAUGGAGCAGAAGCCCAGGCUGCCCAGAGGGGUUGUGGAGGCUCCUUCCUUGGAGGUCUUCCAACACCCACCUGGACAUGUUCCUGUGUGACCUGAUCUAGGUGACCCUGCUUCUGCAGGGAUGUUGGACUGGAUGGGACUAAGGGUCCCUUCUAACCCCACCAUCUGUGAUUCUAUGAUUAUACAGAAGAGAAAGCUGUGAGAAGACCAGAGGAAGCUGAGUCCUGUUAUGUGUUCAGCUAUAUCAGAAACUGAAACACAUGCUUCUCUGACCAAAGGACAGGAUGUACCAAGAUUUCACUUCCAUCUGUUUAGACCUGGAAACUCCUGGAGAAACUGGCUGCCCAUGGCUUGGAUGGACCUGUUCUAACAGGAGUGGAAAACUGGCUGAAUGGCUGGGCCCAGAGAGUGGUGGGGAAUGGAGCUACACCUAGGUGUUGGCUGGUCACCAGUGGUGUUCCCCAGGGCUCAGUGCCGGGGCCUGUUCUGUUUGACAUCUUUAUCAAUGAUCUGGAUGAGUGGAUUAAGUGCACCCUCAGUAAAUUCACAGGUGACACCAGGCUGGGUGGGUGUAGAGAUCUGCUUGAGGGCAGGAAGGCCCUGCAAUGGGUUUUUGUUGGAGUUUUGAGGGAAGAGGUGUGGAUUUUCUGGCUUUGAGUGAUGGGAACUGCUGGGGUUUGGUUGAUGAGGGAAGGGGAAAAAGUGGGUUUUAGGUGGACUUCAGGUGAAAAGGGUUUUUUAGGUGGACUUUUGAGGGGAGAAGAAGUUUUCACAUGGACUUGUGAGGGGAAAAAGUGGGUUUAGGUGGAAAUCUGAGAAAAAGUGUUAUUUUGGUGUAUAUUUUAUUUUACAACUUUUAAUUUACAACUUUAUUUUGUAGUAUAUUUGAACAGUUGUAAUAUACAGAAACAGAUAAACUACAGUUGGGCAGGGCAGGAGUUGGCAAUUCCUCUUGUUUCUCUGUGCAGAGAGGAGUGGAGGCAUCCAGGACUUUGCAGUGCCAAGGACUCAAGGAGGUGUCACUGGUGCAGAGGGGUGCAGGGGGUAGAUGUUGGUGAGACACAGGUGCUGGAACCUCCUGCCAAUCAGGCUCAGGGCUCUGUCCACUUGUUGUGGGAGGCCUGGAAGACAACAACCCCACUCAAAGUCAGCAGCACAGGUCAGCUGAGGAUACCUCAUCCCCGCCAUGGGAAGCAAUGCAGCUGCCAGAAGCCUCCUGUGCUGCAUCAACAGGUUCAGUUGGAACACAUUGGCCAUAGAACCUGAUAUCCAACCAAUGCAAGCAGCUCACACCCCCAGGCCCCAGCUGCAACAGCUUUGGCCUCCAGCAUGAACCCAACUUACUGGCAGACACUUUUCAGCCACAGCUCCUCCAACACCCUUCCCAGCCCAGACUGCCUGUGCUGAUACACGUCCCACAGCUGCUCCUGCAAGCUCAGAGGCAUCCUGCAAAAGGAGUCGGUUCAGCUCCAGCAGCCAGAGCUGUUCAAAUGCCUUCUGAGCCCCAGAGCAGAGGCUUCCCUUGCCCAGGCCACUUGCCACAUCCCUCUGCUGGAACUGCCCUCAGCAGAACACUGGUGAAAGCACCGGCCUCAUACAGCCACUAAAUCCAUUUCUAACCUAAUCCAGGGACCCAAGCUGCAUCCCAGACCCUGACUAAAGAGGCAUUCCUCUUACCUUCCAUGUGACAGGCUUUGUAGGCCUGGACACGAGGGAGGGCUGAGAUGGAACAAACACCUUGAUGGAAGGGACAAGAAAGCCAGAGUCAGGGAGAGAAAUGCAGAUCCAACACCACCGUGCCCUGGGGCUUCUGCCCAGAUUCCUGGCUCCCACAGCUCAUUCUGAGGGUGCUUUGGACAGGCAGCUGGAACGUGAGAGGCAGAAGAUGGCUCUAUAGGGCAGGGCAGGAGACAUGAGCAGGCCACGGACUGCUGACCUUUGGCAUCUCUCUUGCCCAGACAACCACGUUGUUUCCUUCCUCGGGCACAGUUUUGGCCAGUCCCUGACUUCCUCACGGGACAGCCAGUGUCCAGCAAGUCCUUGUUAGCCACAGUGACACCUGCAGGACAGGCACACGUGUCAGCACCCACACAGCCCACACAGUGCAGCUCCCAGGCACCAGCCCCAGAAAAGAGAUCCUGUCACAGAGAGGUGACACUGAGCACUUGCCACACAUGUGCUGGGACACUGCUCCAUCACGUUCCCCAGGAUGUCAGAAGGGGCAAAGUCCCAGCACACAGAGCCCCUUGAUGCCUGGGGAGAAACCAGCUCACCCCUGGGAAUGCAACAGGAGGAGCCUGGGGAGAAACCAGCUCACCCCUGGGAAUGCAACAGGAGGAGCCCCGAGAGCGCUUGAAAAAGGAGGAGAAGACCCGGCAAGAACUGGAGAAGGCUAAAAGAAAACUUGAUGGUGAAACAACAGACCUCCAGGACCAAAUAGCUGAGCUGCAAGCCCAGAUUGAAGAACUGAAGAUCCAGCUGGCCAAGAAAGAGGAAGAACUUCAGGCUGCUCUUGCUAGGUCAGAGCACAGUGUUGUUUAUGGCUACAGAGGUGUGGUAGAAAGCUGCUUUCCCAGACAGAAUUACAGCUGGCUGCAAAGACACCAGAGCUAGGAAUGUUGUCAUAUUUGUGCUAGAGCAUCUCCAGACAGCUGUGCUGUACAUUAGACAUGGCAACCAAAGCAA